AUGGGAAAUAGAGAAAUAAAAAUUCUUUGCUAUGCAGAUGAUGCUAUCCUCAUAGCAGAAAGUGAAGACAACCUACAAAGAUUGAUCCACAAGUUUAACAUAGUAUCAAAGAAGCUGAACAUGGUAAUUACAUACCAAAAAACAAAAACACUGGUCAUUAGCAAAGAACCGAUUAGAUGUAAGAUAGAAAUUGACGGUACCAGCAUUGAACAGAUUAUGGAAACCAACUACUUGGGUAUCACACUAUCGAGGUGCGGAGAUGUAGAAUCAGAAGUAAAAAAAAAACAAGUACAGAAAGCCAAUAGAGCAGUAGGAUGCCUCAAUAAUGCAAUAUGGAGAAACAAACAUAUUAGAACGGAAACUAAGACUAGAAUUUACAAAGUUGUUAUGAGAUCAAUAAUGACAGACAAAGCAGAAAUGCGACCGGAUACGUCCAAAAUACAAAGAAUGCUGGAAACAGCUGAGAUGAGAUUACUGAGGAGAAUCACGGGGAACACACUGAGAGCUACUACAUUAGAACAACAUGUAAUGUGGAGAAGUGGUUAUUGA
Diorhabda carinulata is the source of this 549-nucleotide messenger RNA. RefSeq lists its product as uncharacterized. The record is from RefSeq and is a predicted model, not a curated record. The transcript has a single exon. Lineage: Eukaryota; Metazoa; Arthropoda; Insecta; Coleoptera; Chrysomelidae. Bases 1 to 549 code for a protein of 182 amino acids.